This is a messenger RNA of Anopheles moucheti, 1249 nucleotides long. Its product is annotated as tubulin-folding cofactor B-like. Bases 256 to 981 code for a protein of 241 amino acids. The record is from RefSeq and is a predicted model, not a curated record. Gene Ontology annotation, biological process: cytoplasmic microtubule organization; tubulin complex assembly; post-chaperonin tubulin folding pathway. NCBI's taxonomy places the organism in Eukaryota, Metazoa, Arthropoda, Insecta, Diptera, Culicidae. The transcript has 2 exons. Gene Ontology annotation, cellular component: nucleus; microtubule plus-end; cytoplasm. Gene Ontology annotation, molecular function: alpha-tubulin binding; microtubule plus-end binding.
GUGUAUUGUGUAGUCAGUGCACGAGAUCAUAACGGGAGGUGAAGAAAAUAACAUAAGCAUAAGCAACAUAAGUUCACCGACUCGAAGCAUAAAAGACUAGAUAUAUGACACUGGAUAGUCAGAAUAGAGAAAGAAGCCCGUAAAUUGUGGGAGUUUACACAAGAGUCGAAACAAGCACACGUGGAUAGAUCCAUUCUCGUAAAAAGAAGCAGGAUUAACAGACCGGGCAAGAACGUUGAAAAGCAGGAACAAACCAUGGCACCGACGAGUAAUUUUGAGCUUUCCGAUAUUGUCACAAUCAACAUAUCCAACUCACAAAAUGAUACUGUAUCGUUCGAACGGAAAUACAGCCGGACGUUGAAGAUCUACGAGUUUAAGGCGAAGCUGGAACCAAUUACCGGUGGGAAUGCUGGUACAAUGCGGCUCGAACUGUACAGUGGGGAAAGAUUGGUGUCGAAGCUGGACGAUGAUAGCCAACCGUUGGGUAAAUAUCCGGUCGAGGAUGGUAUGCGAGUGCACGUUGUCGAUCAGUUCCAGUGCAUCCAGGAGAAUGUGCCGAAGUUCGAGCUGUCGCAGGAAGAGUACGACAAGAAGGCGGACAGUUUGCGCAGCUUUCUGAAGAAAAACAAACUCGGCAAAUACAACGAGGACGAGAUGGCCAAACAGGAAGAGGAACGGAAGCGACAAGAGGAGGAAGAUAGCCGUAAGCUCGACGCCACUACCAUCGGGGCCCGAUGCCGGGUGACGGCGAAAAACAAUCCGAUCCGGCUCGGUACCGUCAUGUACAAGGGUCCGCUGGAUGGGAAACCGGGCGUAUUCAUCGGUGUCAAGUUUGACGAACCCCUCGGAGUGAACGAUGGCAGCGUGAACGGCAAACGAUACUUCGACUGUGGACCGAAGUAUGGCAGCUUCGUCGCACCGAAAGCGGUCGAGGUGGGCGAUUUUCCACCGGAAGAGUUUUCCCUCGAUGAUGAGCUGUAAAAGCCAGCCAGAUGGAUGUUCCAGCGAUUCUUUUCGCCAUUCCAAUGCAGUGUGUAUGUGUGUUUGUGCUUGUGCACGCUUUGCUAAAGUGAUAUAAUGAUGGAGAAUAGAAGAAACAGGAAUCAGAAUCAUUUGAAUCGAGUGCAUUUUGUCUCUCUUGUAGCUAACCUUUCAUGCACUUUCGUUUCUAUUUUAUAGCAUACGUUGUAAAACGUUCUACAUUGUCACUAUGUAACGCUAAUUUGUUCUUUUUCAAAUAAAAAUGAAU